GCAGCAGCUCGGUGUUAGACGACGAUGUGAAGCUAGGUGGCCGCACCGACACAUUUAUCGCGCCGAGGCUUGUCGUGCCAGACGCACAUGGGAUCCGUCCUGCGCACCCGGGGAUCUUCAGCACCCGCAGCCGAGCGGAGGGCACCCUGAGCCGGCUCCGGAGCUCCCGGACUCUCCCCCCUCCCUCCCCAGCUCAGACUCUUUUCGAAGGCGGUUUUCUCUCCUUCCUUCCUUCCUUCCUUCCUGGUGUUUUCCGUCCAGCCGUGCGUUGAUCCCGACAGACCGUCAGCCGCGGCGGACGAGCUGCGUCUUUGCGCGGGGAGGUCGGACUUUACCGUUGGAGGGGUAACAAGAAAAAACACCAACAAAACACACGAGAAGAAGAAGAAAAAAAACCUCCCCCUUCUUUGAUUUCCUGUCAGCUUUUUUCUCGAUUUAUUUCCUGCUGCCAAAAAAAAACAAACAAACAAACAAAAAAAACAGGAACCCGAAGCUUUUUUUCCACCUUUUUCCUCCCGAGGAUGAAAGAAAACUAGAUUUGCCAUCGAGGAUUUUUUUCUUUGAAUUUUUUUGUAUUUUUAUUUUUUUGUUAAACUGGAUUUAUUUCGCUGUGGAGGAGAAAGAAAGAAAGAAAAAAAAAAGAGAAGCGAACCGGAGGAGCGGAGCGGUGCGCAAAAAAAGCCCCAAAGCAGAGGUCCUCUCCUCUCUCCUCUUCCUCUUCCUCCCCUUCUCUGUCUCUCCAUCUGUCAAUCUGUCCACCUAUCCUCCUCUAUCUAUCUGUCUUCUCCGUGUGUUUCCAUGUUUUUAGGUCCGUGAGAUUUUGCUCAAAAAAUUUAAAAUAAAAAAUGCAUCACCAACAGCGGAUGGCAGCUUUGGGAACGGACAAGGAACUGAGUGACUUACUGGAUUUCAGCGCGAUGCGAAACAGCGAUUUGAAAAUGUUCCCAACAUCCAUGAUGUUUUCCCCUCCUGUUAGCAGUGGAAAGAACGGGCCGACCUCCCUGGGGAGUGGACAUUUCUCCGGCUCAAAUAUGGAGGAGAGGUCGAGUGCAGCAUCAUGGGCGAGUGGAAGUCGUUCUUCUAAGAGUUACGCUGAUGGAUCUCAGUACAUGGCGUCACAUGACAGCCUCUCGCCUCCGUACGCUAACUCCAGGCUAGCAGGUAAAACAGAGAGGAGUUCGUAUUCGUACGGAAGAGAGUCCAACCCUCACUGCCAUCAGUCGAUUCUGGGCGGUGAGUUGGGUUUGGGGAGUCCCGGCGCUGCGUCGCCCACCAAGCCGGCCGGUCAGUACUACCAACACUACAGCUCCAACCCCAGGAGGAGAACGCUGGCCAUGGACACGAUGGAAAUUCACACAAAAAAAGUGCGGAAGGUCCCUCCUGGCUUGCCGUCCUCGGUGUACGCUCCGUCUGCCAGUACAGCCGACUACAACAGGGACUCUCCAGGUUAUCCCUCCUCCAAACCUCCCAGCGCUGGAUUCCCCAGCUCCUUCUUCAUGCCAGAUGGUCACCACAGUGGAGAUCCCUGGACCAGCAGCAGUAGCAGUAUGAGCCAGCAGGGUUACCAUGGCAGCAUGCUGGGAGGCGGGAACUCGGCCCACAGCUCCGCCCAGAGCUCCUCCUACUGCGGGAUCCACCCCCACGACAGACUGAGCUACCCGUCACACUCAUCUGCAGACAUCAGCUCCAGCCUUCCUCCCAUGUCCAGCUUCCACAGAGGGGGAGGCGGCGGCGGUGGUGGCGGAGGGGGUGGGGCCAAUCACUACAGCACCGCCUCCUGCACCGCCUCCACCAACGGCACAGACAGCAUCAUGGCUAACCGAGCGCAGAGCGGAGCAGCCAGCAGCUCUCAGACAGGAGACGCCUUAGGGAAAGCACUCGCAUCGAUCUACUCUCCAGACCACACGAACAACAGCUUCUCGUCCAAUCCCUCCACCCCAGUCGGCUCCCCACCUUCCCUAACAGCUGCCAGUUCGGCCGUCUGGUCGAGGAAUGGCGGUCAGGGAGCGUCAUCGCCAAACUACGAGGCUCCAUUGCACUCUCUGCAAAGUCGUAUUGAGGACCGACUGGAGCGUCUGGACGAUGCCAUCCACGUACUGCGGAGCCACGCGGUGGGACAGUCGACGGGAAUGAGCGGUGGCCAUGGCGACAUGCACAGCAUCAUCGGGGCGGCACAUACGCACAACGGUGCCAUGGGAGCUCUGGGUAGCGGCUACGGGACAGGACUGCUAUCGGCCAACAGACACUCCCUCAUGGUGGGCUCUCACAGAGAAGACGGCGGCAGCGUGGGCGGUCUGCGUGGAGGAGGACACUCCAUGGCCGGUCAGGUGUCGGUGCCUCAGCUGCCGGUUCAGUCGGCCACCUCACCGGACCUCAGCCAGCCCGACCCGUACCGCGCUCUGUCCGGAGGCCUUCAGGGCCAGAGCACCUCCUCCGUCAGCUCGGAGAUCAAGUCCGAGGACGAGGGCGACGAGAACCUCCUGCAGGACCCGAAGUCCAUGGAGCCCAAGAAGGAGGACCCCGACAGCAAGGAGCUCAAAGCUAUUGAGAGGUCAAGAUCUAGCAACAACGACGACGAGGACUUGUCCCCGGAGCAGAAGAUGGAGCGAGAGCGGGAGCGGCGGAUGGCCAACAACGCCCGGGAACGCCUGCGAGUCCGCGACAUCAACGAGGCGUUCAAGGAGCUCGGCCGGAUGGUUCAGCUGCACCUGAAGAGCGACAAACCUCAGACCAAGCUGCUGAUCCUGCACCAGGCCGUCGCCGUCAUCCUCAGUCUGGAGCAGCAAGUCCGAGAGCGGAACCUGAACCCGAAGGCGGCCUGCCUGAAGCGCCGCGAGGAGGAGAAGGUCACCGUGACGUCGGACGGGACUCCCCUCUCGCUGGCCGCCGCCCACCACGCUGCCGCCGCCAUGGGCGACGGGCCCAACCCCAUGGGACAAAUGUCCAAGGUGCCAGAGUUCAUCAAGAUGAUGAGUGACCACUUCCUCUGACGGCGUUUCCAUGACAACCUGGCAAUCGAUCAACUCCGACGUCGCUUCAGCCUGACCAAUCAGUAUCUCUGGAACUUCGGCCUGACCAAUCAGAUCAGCCCCUCUCUCUCCCCUCUCGUCUGUUCGUCUCGGAUCCUCCUCUUCGCCAUCGUCUCCUUUUUCCCGUCGAGAAACACGAACUGCAGAGUCGCUUUCUUCACUUCGCGUCUCCUGCUGAAGUGAACUGGAUGCUUCUUCGUGGAGACGCUAAAAACGGCCGCCGCGACGUCGCUGCUACGAGGUGUGGUGGCUUUUGGCACAAAGUGACAGCAGAUGGACAAAAAAGUGUUUGGAAUCGCAUCAUCCAAGAAAUUCUUCUUCUUGUACUACAUGUUUUAUCAGCAUUCCCAGUUUUAAAGAACAAAAGGGUUCUAUAUAAAUAUAUAUAGUAUAUAUAUAUAUAGAUAUAUUAGAAAAAAUGACAAAAAAACUUGUCUAAAAAGUGCAACUGGACACGGGCAGCGAGGAAGGGAAGGGAUUGGGGAGGGAUGUUCGGAAUGGAACAAAACAUAUCACAAAGUGUUUGAAGAGAUUUUUUUCUAAAAAAAACAAAAAAAGCAACAUCGCGCAGCUGUUGUUGAAUGCAGCUUCAGCGCAUCUCUGACUGAAUGGCAAUCUAACGCCACACUGUGGAUGAAGCUGUGCCUGAUCUCCUCUUGGAUGCAAACCAGUCAGAUAGAUACACACGGAGAAUGCAACGAAACUAAAAAAAGAAGGAAAACUCCAGAAAGACCGCACAUUUAGACAUCUCCUCACACACAUUGUCAAGUUUAAAUUCAAGUGAAAGCGAGAUUCGUAAGCAGAAUCUGCCUGAGAGUAAAAACAAAUGCUUGACUAUCAUAGACGACUAGAACGAAGUAGGGCUAAACAAGAAAGGGUAACUUGUUCUUUCCAUCUUAAUGCAUUCCCUCCUGAAGUGCAAAUAUUUAAAAAUUGGAACAUUAAUGUUUCUUGCCAGUAGCCACCUUGACUUUCUUGUACAAAUCUUAGUCGUGUGAACGCAAAUUCGAAAAAAAGCCUGGACGUUCAUACCCAAAUGACCCGUGUGUAUCUACUGGGAGGAAGAAAGUACUUUGAGAAUCAAUCAUUGAAUCAAUUAAUCAUUCAAUCAGCGAGUGACUCCAGAGGGACUGGGGUGUUUUAGUUAUCGACUAAUUACAAUAGAAAGACGGGAAGGAAGAAUGAUGCAGUGAUGAGAAAGAGUACUUCUAAACGCGGCAGGAAGGGAAGGCUUUUCUAACAUCUAGUUGUCUGCGGGUUUGUGGUGCAGAAAGAGCUCUUAGCGAACAUCCUGAAUCAGAGACCUUUGUCGGAUAUUCAAUAGCGAGGGCAGUUUGGACACUGAUUGGAAGGAUUUGCCAGGCAGAUGGUUGAGAGGAUGGACAGAUGACAGAAAUCGAUUGACGAGUGGAUUAGAGCCGGACUGAAGUGAAUUCUUUUCCAUGUUUAGCACAUUCCCUGAAUCGUGAUUGGGUGCUUCCGAUGUCCAGAAUGCCUCUUGGGGGAGUCAUAUGGGAUUGAGUCUGAGCAAAAUCACAAGGAACCGGAGCUCGAGGACAGAAUCCAGAGGUGUAAACAAAGACGACACUAUGGGGGAAGCAAAGGAACAAUCAUCAGGGCGAUGGGGUUUAUCAUUGUCUUCUGGGGGGCAAGAAGAAGUAGUCAAAGCAUUCCUGUGUUGGAUUCAUUAGAUUCCCACAUUUUCUGUCUUACUAUCUGGCUGAUGAGAACCCUAAGCCUCUAACUCCAAACUCAGACCUCCCCCAUCACUGGGGAAGGGGGUUUCCGAUUGACACUACUUGCCGUCUUGGAAUUAGACCUUGUUGUUGUUGAGGUGUCUGUUGCUAGAACUGUUAGCGCCUUCUUAUCUGGCAUCAUUUCCAACAGAUUUAGCUUUUUCAGUGCAGUGCAGAGCACUCAAAACUAAUCAGGAAUCUUUAGAGUUCCCAGUGGUGUUCUUGUUAGCGAGGAGGACCAUCUGGACUGAUUGGACCAAGGUAAACACACACCAGUAGUGAGCAGGAGUGUUAGCCAGAAGUUGUUUCACAUGCCACCAUUGUUUUAGCGUUGGGUUGUAAUACUCCCAGGUAGCUAAAUGAGUCAGAUUACCAGUUGAAUGAAAGCACAGCUGCUGCUUCUGUACCAGAGGACCAAAUAUGAGCAGAUCCAAGCUGCCUGAAUGAGCCAAGUUUUGUGUUUUCCGGUUCCCCCAAACAAAACUAAGACAUCCAGCAAUCCAACAUAUCUGAUACAGGGUUUCCUAUAGGCCCAGUGUACUCGUAAAUUCCAAAUAUUUGUCAAAAAUCUAUGUAUUUCCAUCAUAGACUGUAUGUAAAAGAUGGAUGUAGCAACAAUGAGGUCACCCUUUGGGUUAUAGGGUACCAUUUUGAGGUCUCAAAUUUGGAAUUUGCCCAUUGCCAUCUUGGUCUUUUGAAACUAGACAUAAUAAGUAGUAGGUGGAUCCAACUGAGAACCCAAAGAAACAGUGCAUGGUGCACCCCACCUCAUAAAAUACUCUGCUUUAUCAUCAAUUAUAGUCAGAUUACCACCAUUAUUUACUAAAUGUGCUCUAAAACGCUUGAAACUAGCGACUGAAACCAUAAAGUCAUUUGGAAAACAUUUAUCGAGGUGACAUAUAAGGUAGAAAUGGGGUUAUUUUCUCUUAGAUUUCUGUACAAUUGGACUCCUUUUUGCAACCAAAGGAGUUGCCCCCUGCUGGCUGUGAGAAAGAAUGCAGAACCAGAGGCUACAUCCAUCUUUUAUAUACAGUCAAUGAUUUCAAUCAAUUGUAACCCGAUCAGUAGUUCACAACCAGUUGAGAAACCCAACCAGUGAAAAUGCUGCAUCACUGUAGCAUUUCAGAGUGUACUACCGUAGCUGUUUUAUAAUCAUUAAGGCUGAUUUGGAGGUAAUAUGAUCAGAUAACUGACAAAAGUGACAAAUUAGGAAGAAUACUUAAGUAAUCAAGAACAGUUGGAACAUCUGUAAGAGCAUUAGCUUCCUGGUGUCAAUCUGGAAUUCCCCAUUCACCCCAGUUUGAAGCCCAGUUUAAUCCCCAGUCCCAGUGCUCUGCUGACCCUCGCCUUACAAGCCCUGAACCCGGAGCUCUGAACCCGGAUCCCUGAACCCGGAGCCCUGAACCCGGAGCCCCAGCCCCUCUCCCCAGUCUCUCGCCCCACCUGAGCGGUCCCACAGAUGCAAUUUGAACAUUCACACUUCUACCAAUGUGCCUUUUUAGAGUUCAUAUCAUUCAAGUUGCCAGAGGAGGACAUUUACCUGGUCUUUUAAUAGGAUGCAAGUUUAGGGAAACCUGUUCUUAGUCGUUAGGUUCUAUGCAGUCAGGUUUUUUACCAGACCUGGGAAUUUAAAAAAAGCUAAAAAGGAAAAAAAAGUAUUUUUUGGAUAAAAAAACUAAACUGUAUUUAAUGUACUGUACGCUUAUAUGUAAGUAGACAGCGUGUUCUGGCUUCAAGCCGAUGGGACAGACGCUUGAUUUAGCAAAACUAGCCCCCGUCCCAGUCCUCCCAGUCCUCCCAGUCCUCCAGAACCCCCCCCAGACCCACUUUCCUGAUCCAAGCCCCAACCCUGUUUCCAUGGUGAACAACGCGUCUCUUCUUGUAUUAUAGCUUAUCAGCUUUUUAUCAAUAUUUGAUCGGCUUGUCCGUAAGCCAAUGUAGUCUUCAGUACAAAGUGUGUGGUCGUAUGUUGUAAAACGAAUUUUGGUUUUUUUUCUUCGUUCUUCUCUCUCCUCCUUCUCUUUCUCUCUCUUUCUCGCUCUCUUUUAUAAGAAAAAUCUUUUCUCUUAUUACUUUUUUGUCUGUUCUGGUUUACAUGUCUAUUACAGAAAAAUAUACAAAAAAGAAAAAAAAACAUAAACAAAACAACGAUAAAACAUUGAAAAAAAAAAAAACACGACACAAUUUGCUAUCCGGCAGCAUUGUUCUCUGUCGGCGGUCAUUUUUGACGCGGUUUAAAAAUCCUACCCAAUCAACAGGAAAGGCACGGAAACUGGAAAAGAAUUUAUUUGAAUAAAUCAAUCUAUAUAUAAAUGUACAAAAAAAGUAUAUACAGUAUAUAACGAGGGUGCCGUUUUCUGUUAUUUUUUUAUUUUCCGUUGCAACGGAGCGUUUGCUCAGUGAAGGAGGAGUUAUUUUCUCAAAGACUGAACUGGCAGAAGUUGGCGAGGCCCCUCAGUGUUAUGAAAUUUUCCGACUGAACUUCGUUGUAUUCUCUGUUGUUGCCAUGACAACGCCCUUCCGACUAGUACGGCACCCUGCGCAGGACAAAAAAUGGGACCGGAGUUCCAUCAGCUCCAUUCAAUGCUAUCUAUCCAAGGCAACAACAACAACACAGACGUUUGUAAAUUGUAUGCAACAAAAUGGCAAACUUUACCAUUAUUUUGAAAUUGUGUAUGUAAAAGUUAUAUUUUUACAUGUAGACUGUUGUUAUUUUGUGUUUUAGAAAUAUGUUGUAUCGGUUUUUUUGUUAAAAGAUGAAAAAGUAAAAAUUCAGUGUGUGUUGAAAAAAUGUGUCACAUUGAAAAUGUAGUGAGGUCAAAAAGUUCAGAAAUCAUUUUUGUUUUUGUUUUUUUAUUAUUUUUUUUCAAUAUUCUGUUUAUAUCUGUGGGGGACAUGUUUGAGGGGUUCAAGGGAGGAAUCGGAAAUCAUAAAAGAUAUAUGAUAUUUGUUUAAAUUCUCCAUGCCUCAUGACAUUACCGUUUUUAAUUGUAUUUUUUGCAGAGAUAUGUGUAAAUAGUCAUCAGCCAUUUUAUUUUCUGUGGGUUUUUUUUUUUUCUGUGGGGUGAAGAUUUGCCAGUGAGAGACGAUGAUCACGACGAUGUUUUUGAGUUUUUGGUGAGGUUGUGUUUGUCCGGUUACAGUAGCCAGGUGCCAACUUUUUAGUUUUGAUCGGUGGUGCUCAAGUACUGUUUGUGGUUUCGCUUGCCGACCAUCCGAAGUGUAAGUCAAACUGUUGUCUUCGCUUGCACCAAGCAUCACUCGUAUCGGAGCCGACGGGAGUCACUUGUUUUUAAGAAGUUACUUUGAUUUUCUGAAAAAAGAAAACACUGAAAAGAAUGAAAAUUUGUUGAAAAAUUGACAAAAUCGCAACUGAGGUACCCAAAGAGUGUUAGCAAUUGAGUUUGGCGCCCCCUGGUGGCCGUGGCCGGCUCUGACUCCAGUGCAUUUUAUUUUUCUUUCGAGAUGGGUUGUAAAUGUUGAUGUGAAUGUUAAAAUGAAAGACCCUCAGCACCUGAUUCAAGAAUAAUAUAUGGAAAUUUUUUUUGAAAAAACAGAUUUGGAGAAAAUUGCUAAUAUAAAGAAGCAGGUCGUCAGCAAACAAUCUCUUCAGCUAUUUCCCCAAAAAGAAAUCCGAUCGUGUGCAAGGCAGUUUCAGUCUUUUGUUGUUUUUAUUUUUUUUAGUUUUUGCCAUUAAAAUUGAGCUUUUUUUUGUUAGUCAAAAGGAAAAAAGCUGCUUUGACUCGGACCUAGGUUAAACACUAGGAUUGAAUCUGUCGGUGUAAGUGCUAAAUGUGUUUUUUAAGUAAUGUUUUCUUUUUCUUCGCAAUGCUUCAUUUCAUAUUUUCUCUUUGUUGUAUAAUCAAGUCAUCUCCCGAAUUACAGUAUCAUCAUUUUUAUGUUACCCCUGGUGUUUCUAUUAGCCAAAAUGUUAACUUUUUUUCUUUUUCCUCCUUGUUGUACAUACACACCUCAUUUCUCUUUUUCAGUGACUGUGCCAUGAGCUUUGUAAUCUGUUACUCUGUACCAGUUUUACUGCAAUAAUGAGUUGAAUUCAAAA
This is a messenger RNA of Amphiprion ocellaris (clown anemonefish), 8825 nucleotides long. Its product is annotated as transcription factor 4. The record is from RefSeq and is a predicted model, not a curated record. Bases 846 to 2990 code for a protein of 714 amino acids. Gene Ontology annotation, molecular function: DNA-binding transcription factor activity, RNA polymerase II-specific; protein dimerization activity; RNA polymerase II cis-regulatory region sequence-specific DNA binding. Gene Ontology annotation, biological process: regulation of transcription by RNA polymerase II. The transcript is spliced from 20 exons. Lineage: Eukaryota; Metazoa; Chordata; Actinopteri; Pomacentridae. Gene Ontology annotation, cellular component: transcription regulator complex.